AUGUCCACACCAACGAGAUGGAACCCAAAAGACGAGGCCAAACAUUUGCCAAUAUAUCGGCACAAAACCAAACUAAUUCGGGCUGUCAAAGACGACACUUUCCUGCUUGUCACCGGUGAAACGGGAAGCGGGAAAACAACACAACUCCCACAGUACCUGCACGAAGCAGGCUUUUCUAGAAAUGGCAAAAUUGGCAUCACCCAGCCCCGCAGGGUGGCUGCCAUCACCGUGGCCCAGCGGGUGGCCCAGGAGAUGCAAUGCACUCUGGGUAGGGAAGUGGGGUAUCAAGUACGUUUUGAUGAUUGCACGUCACAGGACACUGUGGUGAAGUACAUGACGGACGGCUGUCUGCUGCGGGAGGUCUUGGCCGACCCGGCGCUGUCUCAGUACAGCGUGAUCAUACUGGAUGAAGUUCACGAACGCAGCCUCAACACGGACAUCCUGCUGGGUCUGUUGAAGAAAAUCUUCUUCAAUCAAUCCAAGGCCGCCAAGCAGCGCUCCCACCCCCUGAAGGUGGUGGUGAUGUCCGCCACCUUGGAAUCGGACAAAAUCUCUGCGUUUCUCGGCAACUGUCCCGUUUUUGCUAUUCCUGGGCGGGUGUUUCCUGUGACGUGUACAUUCGGCUUCGCCGUGGGCCCGAAAGACUUGGAAAGCACUGGUUACGUGAAAGAGGUGGUGAAAGUGGCCCUGGAUGUCCACACGAGUGAAAUGGCUGGGGAUAUUUUGGUGUUUUUAACGGUACAGACUGAAAUUUGCCACGUUAACCCCCCCCCCCUUUUUUCCCCCCCCACCGGUCGGUCAGUGAUCGAACGCGCCUGUGACCUAUUGUUUGAAAAAGCAGAGUCUAUAGACUAUCGCUAUGAUGUUGAGGACCAGACAGUGGAGGGCCUUCUGAUUUUGCCUCUUUAUGGGUCUAUGCCCACUGAGCAACAGAGACAGAUAUUUCAGCCCCCACCCCCCAGAAUAAGGAAGUGUGUGGUAGCUACAAAUAUCGCAGCGACGUCUCUCACCAUCAAUGGCAUAAAGUAUAUUGUUGACAGCGGCUUUGUGAAGCAGCUCAACCACAACUCAAGGGUGGGGAUGGAUGUGUUGGAGGUGGUGCCGAUUUCAAAGAGUGAGGCCCAGCAGAGAGCUGGCAGAGCUGGAAGGACAUCUACGGGGAAAUGUUUCCGUAUCUACAACAAGGAAUUCUGGGAGAAGUGCAUGCCUGAAUAUACAGUUCCAGAGAUCCAGAGGACGAGUUUGACAGCUGUGAUACUAACACUCAAGUGCCUCGGCGUCCAUGACGUGAUUCGGUUUCCUUAUCUGGACUGUCCCGAGGAGAGGUUUAUCCUAGAGGCACUGAAGCAGCUCUACCAGUUCGAUGCUAUUGACAGGAAAGGAAGUGUGACCAAGCUCGGGGAGCUGAUGGUGGAGUUCCCCCUGCACCCAGGCCUCACCAGGGCUUUGCUUAAAGCCGCUUCCUUUGGCUGCCAAGACCUGCUGCUCCCUGUUGCCGCCAUGCUGUCUGUGGAGAACAUCUUCAUCAGGCCAGGAAAACCCGAGAACCAGAAAGAGGCAGAAGAGAAGCACAAAGGCCUGGCUGCAAAGACCGGCGGCAUGAACGACUUUGCCACGCUUCUCAGUGUGUUUCAGUCAUGCAAAGACAGUGAGAGGCCGUCAGCGUGGUGUAAGGACAACUGGAUCCACUGGAGGGCGCUAAAAUCCUCCUUUAAUGUGGAAACUCAGCUGAGAGACAUCCUCUUCCGCCUUCAGCAGAAGAGAGAUUUCCCCAAAGAAACUCAUGACUGUAAUAAAAGUGAGCUCUUCAGACGGUGCCUCUGCUCUGGAUACUUCACCAAUGUUGCCAGAAGAUCCUUUGGAAAAGUGUUUUGCACAAUGGACGGCCACGGAUCAAUGGUCCACAUUCAUCCAUCGUCAUCGCUGUUUGAUCAGGAGGGAGAGCUGGACUGGAUCGUCUUCCAUGACGUGCUGGUGACCUCGCGGAUGUACAUCAGGACGGUGUGCCCCAUUCGGUACGAGUGGGUGAAGGAUUUGUUACCUAAACUCCACGAGGUGGACGUCUACGAGCUGAGCAGUGUGGCAAGAGAGGAAGUAACCGAAGAGGAGGUGACGAAAUGGGAGACCAGGGAAGCAGCAAAAAGACAACAAGAGAGUUCCUCUGAGGAUCUCAUGAAGAAGCUGGAGAAGAGAAACAACGACGCCACAGUGAGUGACGCUCGCGCUCGCUACCUGCAGCGAAAGCAGCAGAGACAGCAGAGCAAAGCUCUGUGA
This is a messenger RNA of Menidia menidia (Atlantic silverside), 2274 nucleotides long. The record is from the annotation of a GenBank genome assembly. NCBI's taxonomy places the organism in Eukaryota, Metazoa, Chordata, Actinopteri, Atheriniformes, Atherinopsidae.